This is a messenger RNA of Eptesicus fuscus (big brown bat), 2167 nucleotides long. It is a transcript of the gene SLC16A3, whose product is annotated as solute carrier family 16 member 3. Gene Ontology annotation, molecular function: monocarboxylic acid transmembrane transporter activity. Bases 770 to 2167 code for a protein of 465 amino acids. NCBI's taxonomy places the organism in Eukaryota, Metazoa, Chordata, Mammalia, Chiroptera, Vespertilionidae. The transcript is spliced from 6 exons. Gene Ontology annotation, cellular component: membrane. Gene Ontology annotation, biological process: monocarboxylic acid transport; transmembrane transport. The record is from RefSeq and is a predicted model, not a curated record.
ACCAGCUGAGCUCGGGGCGCCAGGAAGCGAGCUCCCCGAGGGUGGACCUGAGCGGGCGCGCGGGCCGGUGGCGCACGUGGGGCCGGGGCUGCACGCGGCGGGGACGGCCGCGGCGGGCACGGGCCGGCCGGUCUCCUGUUCGGGGCGCCGCGGCCAGGUUUGGUUUGUGAGGAUUUGCCCGCGCGGGUGCACGCACGGCUCGUGUGCUUUAGUUCGCGGGCUCAGCGAUACGUUUCCGAAGGAAACAACCACUUUUGCAGGCAACCGGUGCUGCCGCCGGGACACCCGUCCCAGCGUCGGAGCGUCCAGGGGGGCCGGGGAGGGCGCAGCUGUCCCAAGUGGAGACGAAGCGUGUGCUCAGCCCGCCCGGCGGUGGCACCGUGGGGCUCCGGCAGUGAUGGGCACAGAGGCUGGGACUUCCUGCACAGCCCUGGUCCCGCCCCUCCUGUCCGUCUCCGUGGAUCCCACCGGAUGGCUGCCUGCUGUCCAGGGCUGAUUCCCUGGCCCUGCCAGUGCUGGACCAACGUCCCAACCCAGUCAACCCUAAGAAAGGCUGUGCCGUCGGAGGCGGCUCCUGGAGAGAGGUCCGGGAGGAGUUAAAGAGCACACGGCGGGCACGGACAGACGGACAGACGCAGUGGCAGCAGGCGGGUGGCGCUGAACCAGCCCGGCCUCGUGACAGGCCCCCUUGCCCACACCCGCACCAGGAGGCGGCUCCCCUCGGAACAGCUUCUGUCCAGUGAGGGACGCGGAACCCGCCCUCCUGGCCAUGGGAGGGGCCGUGGUGGACGAGGGCCCCACAGGUGUCAAGGCCCCUGAUGGGGGCUGGGGCUGGGCCGUCCUCCUGGGCUGCUUCGUCAUCACAGGCUUCUCCUACGCCUUCCCCAAGGCGGUCAGCGUCUUCUUCAAGGAGCUCAUGCUCGAGUUUGGUAUCGGGUACAGUGACACGGCCUGGAUCUCCUCCAUCCUGCUGGCCAUGCUGUACGGCACAGGCCCGCUCUGCAGCGUGUGCGUGAAUCGCUUCGGCUGCCGGCCGGUCAUGCUGGUGGGCGGCCUCCUGGCGUCCCUGGGCAUGGUGGCCGCCUCCUUCUGCAGGAGCGUCAUUGAGCUGUACCUCACCACGGGCGUCCUGACCGGCUUGGGUUUGGCGCUCAACUUCCAGCCCUCGCUCAUCAUGCUCAACCGUUACUUCAGCAAGCGGCGCCCCAUGGCCAACGGGCUGGCGGCGGCAGGCAGCCCCGUGUUCCUGUGCGCCCUGUCCCCGCUGGGGCAGCUGCUGCAGGACCAGUACGGCUGGCGUGGCGGCUUCCUCAUCCUGGGCGGCCUGCUGCUCAACUGCUGCGCGUGUGCCGCGCUCAUGCGGCCCCUGGAGGCGCCCCGGGCGGGGGCGGGGGGGCCGGGGCCCGGGCCCCAGAGGCCAGCCAGGCGGCUGCUGGACCUGAGCGUCUUCAGGGACCGCGGCUUCGUCAUCUACGCGGCGGCCGCCUCCAUCAUGGUGCUGGGGCUCUUCGUGCCGCCGGUGUUCGUGGUGAGCUACGCCAAGGACCUGGGCGUGCCGGACACGCGGGCCGCCUUCCUGCUGACCGUGCUGGGCUUCGUGGACAUCUUCGCCCGCCCAGCCGCCGGCUUCAUCGCGGGGCUCCCCAAGGUGCGCCCCUACUCCGUCUACCUCUUCAGCUUCGCCAUGUUCUUCAACGGGUUCACAGACCUCACGGGCUCCACGGCCAGCGACUACGGGGGCCUGGCCGUCUUCUGCGUCUUCUUCGGCAUCUCCUACGGCAUGGUGGGCGCCCUGCAGUUCGAGGUGCUCAUGGCCAUCGUGGGCACCAACACCUUCUCCAGCGCCAUCGGCCUCGUGCUGCUGCUGGAGGCCAUUGCCGUGCUCAUCGGGCCCCCGUCCGGAGGCCGCCUCCUGGACGCCACGCACGUCUACCAGUACGUGUUCAUCCUGGCCGGGGCCGAGGUGCUGGCCGCCUCCCUGGUGCUGCUGCUGGGCAACUUCUUCUGCAUCGGGAGGAAGCCCGCGGGGGCCGCCAAGGAGGGCGAGAGCCCCAAGCCCCCUGCAGACGACAGGGACAGGGUGGACUCAAGGGAGGUGGAGCACUUCCUGAAGGCGGAGCCCGAGAAGAAAGGGGAGGUGGCUCACACCCCGGAAACCAGCGUCUGA